Motacilla alba alba is the source of this 2754-nucleotide messenger RNA. It is a transcript of the gene PIWIL2, whose product is annotated as piwi like RNA-mediated gene silencing 2. The coding region runs from base 1 to 2754 and encodes 917 amino acids. Gene Ontology annotation, biological process: regulatory ncRNA-mediated gene silencing. Gene Ontology annotation, cellular component: P granule. Gene Ontology annotation, molecular function: piRNA binding; protein binding. The record is from RefSeq and is a predicted model, not a curated record. Lineage: Eukaryota; Metazoa; Chordata; Aves; Passeriformes; Motacillidae. The transcript has 21 exons.
AUGGACGCGCCGCGGCCCUUCCGCCCGCCCAGGCCCGGGCCCGGGCCCGCCGCCGCCGUGCCCGUGGCGCGGGGGCUCCGCGGCCUCGCCGCCUUCUCCCCUCGCGUGCGCUCGCCCGGCCCCGCCCAGCCCCGAGCCGCGUCCUCGCCGUUGCCCGCGCUGUUCCGCGGGCUGGGCCUGGAUGAGCGGCCUCUGGAGAGGCCCCUCGGCCGGGGCGGCGCUGGCGAUGCGAAGGCUGCGGCUCCGCCCGGGCCCGUGCGGCUGCAGAAGGAGGAGGAGAAGGACAAGGGGGCAGCGCUGGCGGCGCUCCCCACGCGUGGGCAGAUCCUGUGGAAAGGCAGAGGGGACGCGCUGCCCCCCCAGCCCGGACGAGCCAUCGCCGCCGUGCCUGCGCCGUGCCCGCCCGGCCCCCAGCCCUGCCCUUCGCCCGUGCCCAGCCCGGAGACCCCCCCAGCUGCUGCCAGGCCGGCCCCGGGGACGAAGGCGGUGGCCAAGGGAGGCACCGUCCCCAUGGGGCUGAACUUUGUCAAGAUCCACUGCCAGAACGAAGCUGUCUACCAGUACCACGUGACCUUCAGCCCUGAGGUGGAGUGCAAGGCUGCCCGCUUUGCCAUGCUGAAGGAGCAGCGCGCCGUCACCGGGGACGUGAUGGCCUUCGACGGCUCCAUCCUCUUCCUGCCCAUCCAGAUCCCCAAGGUCAGCCUGAAGGCUCAGAGGAACAGCGACGGGGAGGAGAUCUUCGUCAACAUCCAGAUGACCAAAAUCCUGGAGCCCAGCUCGGAUCUCUGCAUCCCCUUUUACAACGUGGUGUUCCGCAGGGUGAUGAGGAUCCUGAACAUGAGCCUGGUUGGGAGACAUUUCUUUGAGCCUGCCCAGGCCACCACCCUGCAGAAAUACAGCCUCCACAUCUGGCCGGGAUACGCCGUCAGCAUCCGGAGGAAGGACGGGGGGCUCUUCCUCAUGGUGGACGCCAUCCACAAGAUCAUCCGCAGCGAGUCCGUGCUCGGCGUGAUGCAGACCAUCCACUCGCAGAGCCAGAGGACGUUCCAGGACGAGUGCACCAAGCAGCUGGUGGGGAGCGUGGUCAUGACACGCUACAACAACCGCACCUACCGCGUGGACGACAUCGACUGGGACAAGACCCCCAAGGACACCUUCACCCUGGCCAGCGGGCAGGAGAUCACCUUCGUGGAGUACUACAGCAAGACCCACGGGAUCACCAUCAGGGAACUGGACCAGCCCCUGCUCGUCCACAAGCCCAAGGAGAAGCAGACACCAGAGGGGAGGCGCCAGCUGAAGAUGGUGCUGCUCGUGCCAGAGCUCACCUUCCUCACCGGCCUCUCCGACCUCCGCAAGAACAGUCGGAUGCUGAAGGAGGUGAUGUGGGAGAUGAUCCAGAGCCCCCAGCAGCACUACCAGCGCCUCACCGGCCUCCUGCGCCGCAUCCGCGACACCCCGGACGCCUCGCGGGAGCUGGAGCGCUGGGGGCUGGUCCUGGACACGGACAUCUACAGGACCCAGGGUCACAUCCUGCCCGUGGAGCGCAUCAACCUCCGGCACCGCUCCUUCCUUCCCGCCGAGGAGCUGGGCUGGCACCGCGAGGUGACCAAGGAGGUGCCCAUCGCCGUGAUCUCCGUCAAUUCCUGGCUCCUGAUCUAUCCCAAGCGGCUGCAGCACCUGGCCAAGGACCUGCUGGCAGCCAUGAGGAGCAGCUGUGGGGCCAUGGGGAUGCAGGUGGGACAGCCCACGGUGCAGGAGCUGCGGGAUGACCGCAUCGAGACCUACGUCAGGGCUAUCCAGGGCUCCUUGGGCAGCCAGGACAAGGUGCAGCUGCUCCUGUGCAUCAUCCCUGGCGGCCGGGACGACGUCUACGGGGCCAUCAAGAAGCUUUGCUGUGUGCAGAGCCCGGUGCCCUCCCAGGUCAUCAAUGCCCAGUCCCUCAUGGGCCAUCCUGGCAAGAUCAGGAGCGUGGUGCAGAAAGUUCUGCUGCAGAUCAACUGCAAGCUGGGCGGGCAGCUCUGGGGGGUUGAUAUCCCACUGAAGCAGCUGAUGGUCGUGGGCAUGGACAUCCACCACAGCAAGAGCCAGGGCAUGCGCUCCGUCAUCGGCUUCGUGGCCAGCAUGAACCACAUCCUCACCAAGUGGUACUCCAGGGUGGUUUUCCAGAUGCCCCACCAGGAGAUCGCCGACAGCCUCCGCCUCUGCCUCUCCCAGGCCCUCAAGCGCUUCUACGAGCUGAACCACUCCCUGCCCAUGAAGAUCGUGGUGUACCGCGACGGGGUGUCCGACCCCCAGCUGGACACGGUGCUCAAGUACGAGGUGCCCCAGCUCCAGAAGAGCUUCCACACCUUCCAGAACUACCAGCCCAGCCUCGUGGUCGUGGUGGUGCAGAAGCAGCUGAGCACAAACUUCUACUGCGUGACGGGAGAGGAGUUUGUGUCCCCUCCCCUGGGCACCGUCAUCGACCACGGCGUCACCAGCUCGGGCCGGCAGGAUUUCUUCCUGCUGGCCCAUCACUCCCGGCAGGGCUGCAGCGUCCCCACGCGCUACAUCUGCAUGUGGAACACGGCCAACCUCAGCUCCGAGCACCUCCAGAGGUUGACCUUCAAGCUGUGUCACCUGUACUGGAACUGGCCGGGCACGGUCCGUGUCCCUGCCCCCUGCAAGUACGCCCACAAGCUGGCAUUCCUGGUGGGCCAGGUCCUGCACCACGAGCCCAGCGCCCACCUCUGCGAGCAGCUCUUCUUCCUUUAA